ACUUCCUGGGUCAUGGGAGUGAAGGAGUCUGGGUGACAGGAAGCUAGCGGACUGUGAUACCUAUUGCCUAGCUGCCAGAUGAACCUUGUCUUGAAAAUAGCGUGACUGCCCCAUAGGCUAUUCAGUGUGAGGAAGACAAAAAUUCUUUGGAACCUACCUAGUGGGUUUGCCUUCCAGAUUUGGUAGCCGCAAAAAGCAAAGGGGGAUCAUGGGCAAAGGAAGAUUUGAUGAAAAAGAAAAUGUGUCCAACUGCAUCCAGUUGAAAACCUCAGUUAUAAAGGGUAUUAAGAACCAAUUGUUAGAACAAUUUCCAGGUAUUGAACCAUGGCUUAAUCAAAUCAUGCCUAAGAAAGAUCCUGUCAAAAUAGUGCGAUGCCAUGAACAUAUAGAGAUCCUUACAGUAAAUGGAGAGUUACUAUUUUUUAGACAAAGAGAAGGGCCUUUUUAUCCAACCCUAAGAUUACUUCACAAAUAUCCUUUUAUCCUGCCACACCAGCAGGUUGAUAAAGGAGCCAUCAAAUUUGUACUCAGUGGAGCAAAUAUCAUGUGUCCAGGCUUAACUUCUCCUGGAGCUAAACUUUACCCUGCUGCAGUAGAUACGAUUGUUGCAAUCAUGGCAGAAGGAAAACAGCAUGCUCUGUGUGUUGGAGUCAUGAAGAUGUCUGCAGAAGAUAUUGAGAAAGUCAACAAAGGAAUUGGCAUUGAAAAUAUCCAUUAUUUAAAUGAUGGGCUGUGGCAUAUGAAGACAUAUAAAUGAGCCUCAGAAGGAAUGCACUUGGGCUAAAAAUGGAUAUUGUGUUGUAUCUGUGUUUGUGUCUAUGUGUGACAACAUGAAGAUAGUAUCUCUGUGGUUAUGCUGAAUAAAUUCAACAGAUGCUAAAAUUCUGUUAGCUUAAAAA
Messenger RNA from Mesoplodon densirostris (Blainville's beaked whale), 899 nucleotides. It is a transcript of the gene MCTS1, whose product is annotated as MCTS1 re-initiation and release factor. Lineage: Eukaryota; Metazoa; Chordata; Mammalia; Artiodactyla; Ziphiidae. Gene Ontology annotation, biological process: formation of translation preinitiation complex. The transcript has 6 exons. Gene Ontology annotation, molecular function: RNA binding. Bases 209 to 757 code for a protein of 182 amino acids. The record is from RefSeq and is a predicted model, not a curated record.